AUGAAUUGUAAAGCUUUGAUGAAUCAAAAUGAGCACAUCCAAUCAAUUUUGCACAAACAGUCAAAGCAAAUGCGAAGUGAUUAUCGUAUCUGUCUCACUGCUUCGAUUGAUUGUAUUAGAGUUCUGUUACGACAAGGGAAUUCAUUUCGGGGUCAUGAUGAGACUGAAGGUUCUCUUAAUCCAGGUAACUUUCUUAUUCAACUGGAGUUUUUAGGUGCUCAUAAUAAAGAGAUUAAUGACGUGAUAUUGAAAAAUGCUCCUAAAAAUUGCAAGUUAACAUCACCGGAUAUUCAGAAGGAUAUAGUAAGGGCUUGUGCAAUUGAAACAAUUAAUAUUAUUAUCAAAGAUAUUGGUAAUUCAUUAUUCUCUAUUUUAGUUGAUGAAUCUCGUGAUGUGUCAAUGAAGGAGCAAAUGUCAGUUGUUUUGCGCUAUGUGGAUAGUAGUGGGCAUAUAAAUGAGCGUUUUAUUGGAAUUGAACAUGUUUCUAGUACUACAGCACUCUCACUUAAAGAUGCUAUUGAUAAGAUGUUCGCUAAAUAUAAUUUGAGCAUAUCUAAUGUGAGAGGACAAGGUUUUGAUGGAGCAAGUAAUAUGCAAGGUAAAUUUAAUGGUCUAAAAGCACUCAUUUUAAAGGAGAACCCAUGUGCAUUUUACAUACAUUGUUUUGCCCAUCAGCUUCAACUAGCUCUUAUAGCCGUGGCCAAGAAAAAUCUUCCAAUUUCUAAUUUCUUUCGUAUUGUUAGUGAUGUGGUAAAUGUUGUUGGAUCAUCCUGCAAACGUUCUGAUCUUCUUAAGGAGAAACAUUCAGAUUUUAUUGUUGAGGAACUAGAGAGGGGUGAAAUUUCAAGUGGUCGAGGGCUUAAUCAAGAAACUACCCUUCAACGUACUGGGGAUACACGUUGGGGGUCACAUUACAAUUCUUUGAACACUUUGAUUUCUAUGUUCUCUGCUGUCAGUGAUGUGCUUGAAAUGAUUUCAGAAGAUGAUUCCAGUUCUCCUGAUCAAAAAACUGAGACAUUUAAUUUAUUGGAGUCAAUACUUUCAUUUGAUUUUGCAUUCAAUCUACACUUGAUGAAACAUGUCUUAGGGAUUUCGAGUGAAUUGUCGACGGCAUUACAAAAGAAAGACCAGGAUAUUGUAAAUGCAAUGGAUUUGCUAUAUUUCUAUACAGAUUUCAUCAAUGUGGAUGGUAUUGGCUUGAUGCUUGAAAAUUAUGAACAACUUUUGAGUGUAUCUUAUAACCAAGAAUCUUUUUGA
Molecule: messenger RNA, 1257 nt
Organism: Zingiber officinale
Lineage: Eukaryota; Viridiplantae; Streptophyta; Magnoliopsida; Zingiberales; Zingiberaceae
Product: zinc finger MYM-type protein 1-like
Exons: 2
Coding region: 1-1257 (418 amino acids)
Source: RefSeq, a predicted model, not a curated record